UGUGCGCAUGCGCGUUGAAGAGGACCGUGAUUUUUGUGGGGUCGGGGGGUGCUCACUGUAUGUACGCAGAAGUGAAGAAACACACCAUGGCUUCAAGGAUUUGUGUAGUCCUCCUCCUUGGAGUGUUCCUCAGUGGACUGAAUGCAUCCAGAAUGGUAUUAAACUAAGAACUUUCCAACCUUUUCAAUGAGCUGUGGAGGCUGGAUACAAAUCGAAUGACGCCUGGUGUAGAUUACACCAUCUCAGUUCAGGGCCGAGCAGGCUUUGUAAGCCCGGGCGCACAGUUUGCACUCGAUCAUGCUUCCCUGCCUCUCUUCUCCAACGUCAAUGAGCUCAAGAUGAGGAACACCACCACCAUCUUCAGGCUUUUGAGGCUGCUGGACAAUUAUGAGAGGUCAACUGGCGUGGCUGAGCGUGUCACCACCGAGGAAAAGGUUGAGACCAGCCGCUUCUUGGAUGCCAUUUUAGAGACAGAAGUCAUGAAGCGUACACACAGAUACCUGGUGAGUAAAGGACAAUCUUCAUCUAACUUGAGAGACUUUAAGAGUCAGCUGCGCCUAAUCUGGUUUCACCUUUACCACAGACAGAGGAACACCGGGCCUGACUCCUGCGGCUUCGAGCACGUGUUUGUUGGAGAGAUCAAAUCGAACAGUGAAAUCACAGGCUUCCAUAACUGGAUCCAGUUCUACAUGCAGGAAAAGGGCAGCCUGCUGGACUACAAAGGCUACAAGGCCAAGGAGCACGAUUUGCCCGACGAGGACGACCACGUCAUGAGCCUCCAGUUCAGUUGGCAUAGCGUGCUCAAACCCGUGGGCAGCUCCUUCAUCGGGACCAGCCCCGAGUUCGAGAUGGCCCUCUUCACCGUCAUCUUCCUCAUGAACACGGAGAGAACCACCACGGUGCUGGUCAACAUCGACCAGUGUCAGAUGGAGCUGGUGGUCAUCCGACACGGACGCUCCCUCGGCACGGCCUACCCCAAACUGCUCAGCAGCAACAGCAGGCACAUUCGACAGCACUCACAAUGAUCUUUGAUUUGAUUUCAAUUCAGCUUUAUUCUACUUGGAAGCGGCCCACUGAGAUCGUAUACCUCUUCUCAGGAUUCCUGGCCAAACAAUAAUAAAGGCAAAUGCAGACUGAAAUCUACUCGUGACCUAUAAAGCAACUCAUGACCGAGUAUUGUUUGCGUUCUGGUUAUGUGUCAUUGUAGUGGUUUCCUCAUUAAAGGUUUAGCAAUAAAACAAGCAUAUCGGC
Molecule: messenger RNA, 1251 nt
Organism: Hippocampus comes (tiger tail seahorse)
Lineage: Eukaryota; Metazoa; Chordata; Actinopteri; Syngnathiformes; Syngnathidae
Gene: endouc
Product: endonuclease, polyU-specific C
Exons: 8
Coding region: 216-1025 (269 amino acids)
Molecular function (GO): RNA endonuclease activity
Source: RefSeq, a predicted model, not a curated record